Molecule: messenger RNA, 1875 nt
Organism: Momordica charantia (bitter melon)
Lineage: Eukaryota; Viridiplantae; Streptophyta; Magnoliopsida; Cucurbitales; Cucurbitaceae
Product: protein LAZY 1
Biological process (GO): gravitropism; regulation of auxin polar transport
Source: RefSeq, a predicted model, not a curated record
GAUUCUAUCAACCAUUAUAGUUUAAAUUUGUUUGAAAAAAGAUAUUUGGUUCUACUUUUCUCUUUUUGGUAUGUCCAUCGAGGAUAACUACGCAUUCAGCAGUGUGUGCAACCUAAUCUCGGCACGUAUGCGAAUUCACAAUACACUAUAACCAGCAACUUGAGGGUCUCAAACAACUCUCCUAUUUGUCCACAUGAUUUGAUAUUGAAAAGAAUUGCCAACCAAAAGUUUUGUAACUUUCUAUAUGUUUUCUCUGCUCACUUCUCUUAGACCAUUCUAGGAAUCCACUGAAUUCCAACUCAUUAACAGUUAAAAGGGAAAUUAAUCUGCAUUUUUCUUCUUUAUUGGGAUGUUACUGGGAUGUUUAACUCUUAAGAUAUAUUCUCCUCAAAUAUCUAAACCUACCUCUAGUCCUCUAUUUAUGCCUCCUAUGACAAGCUAAGCAAUUGAGUAUCAAGCCCUUGAAGAGAGCUAAACAAUGAAGUUAUUAGGAUGGAUGCACAACAAAUUUUGGCAAAGUGGAAUCGAGUCAGUCAAGGAUUUCACAAUCGCGAACCCAUGUAUGUGCCUGUCAGUACAAGCAUCAGUUGAUGAUGAAGACAUCUAUAUGAAGCCAGGUUUUGGUUCCAAAACUGUGCAGCUACAGGAUUAUGAACAAUCAUCUUUUGGAGUUGAAGCCAACAACAAUGUAAUGGAAAAAUGUGGAGACUUAUGGAAUUCAUCUGACUUCUUCCAUGGAUUUCUCACUAUUGGAACUCUGGGUUCUGAGCCUGCAACCCCGACAUUCUCCAUGGCUUUCGAAAACAUGAUUGAGUUGCCAAAUGAGGUGACAGAGGAUGACCUGAAGCUGAUAAAUUAUGAGUUAGAAAAGUUUCUUGAAGCUGAAACUAAUGAGGACAGGUGCGAUCAAUCUCCAGGGAGGACGAGUCAUGCUAGUAUUAUCACGCUUGCAGGGAAGCAUAUAGAAGAAACUGAAGAGGAAAAUGAGGGGAAGACUCUAACAUGUCCACUUCAGGGAUAUUUAUUUGGAUCUACAAUUGAACUUCCAGAUAAGAUGAUUGACACGAGGAAAGAAAAACCUUCAUCUGCAGAGCUGUUCCAAGGGACUAUGACAGCAAACGAGAAUUCUAAAGAGAAUAUUGCGAAAGAGGAGGUAUUAGUCAAGCAUUCAAAUAAAUCUGCUCUGAGUUUUUUGAAAAAGAUGCAUAAGAAACUUCGUAGUUCUUCACAUGGUUCUAGCACAAAUGACUCACGUGAUUCAUAUUCAACCAAGAAGAAACUCCAUAAGGUGCUACGUAUGUUCUGUAGAAAAGUACACCCUGAAAGCUCCACUGCUACAGACGAAUGUCAAAAGUCCCAAAAAUACAUAUUCAAUAAUGCUUCUUUUGAUGAUAAUUACAAAAUCAGACGUGUGACGAACCCAGCAGAGGACCGAAUAACUUUCUGUCAGGAAUUCAUCUCAAAAGAUGAAAUGUAUUAUUGGAGUACCGACUUUGGCCUGCCUCUGUAUGGGGUAGAGACCAAUGUUUCAAGUGCAAACAAAGGGCACUGGAUCAAGACGGAUGCAGAGUACUUGGUGUUGGAGCUUUAGGGGAAGGAGAAGAAGAUUACUGCAAAUACCAGAGUUCCUCUACAAGCAAAAGGAUAAGAUUGGUGUCUUAUAAAAUCAUCUUGAAUAAUCUUUGGGCAAGUGGCUAAUCGAUGGCGAAAUCAAUAAUGUUCAUGUUAAUUGUGUCUAAGUGUGAUAGUUAAAACUCUAUUUUGGUUUGGCCUUUGUUGUAAGUUUUUAUUCAUGAAUUGGAUUGUCUGCUAGAGUUCUUUGAAUUCCUGUCACAAUCAGUUUCCUCUGUGAAAUGCCAAGUGUUCUUUCUUUUC